Messenger RNA from Scatophagus argus, 15490 nucleotides. It is a transcript of the gene bsnb, whose product is annotated as bassoon (presynaptic cytomatrix protein) b. Gene Ontology annotation, cellular component: glutamatergic synapse; GABA-ergic synapse; axon. The record is from RefSeq and is a predicted model, not a curated record. Gene Ontology annotation, molecular function: metal ion binding; structural constituent of presynaptic active zone. Bases 114 to 11828 code for a protein of 3904 amino acids. The transcript has 13 exons. Gene Ontology annotation, biological process: protein localization to synapse; presynaptic active zone assembly. NCBI's taxonomy places the organism in Eukaryota, Metazoa, Chordata, Actinopteri, Scatophagidae.
UUGUAGGCGAUGAUGGCGGAAGGAGAGCACCACUGAGUUUCAUCUGAGUUUUUACCACAGCUGUAGAACCAUCUACAACAUCGUUUCUCUCCGUCGAGACCUAUCCCGAGGCGAUGGGGAACGAAGCCAGUAUGGAAGGGGAGGGACAGGCGGGACAGCCCGGCCCCGCCGUACCUGCAGCAGGGGCUCCGGCUUCCAUUUCAGCACCACCGGACUCUGGACAGCUCAUCAAGCCCAGCAAUGGAGCGCCAGCCGGAGGAAGUGGGGCUGGACCCGGGCCGGGGAUUAACAGACCACCUCUGUCAGACGCAGGACCUAAAACAGGAGUCCAGAGUGGUCAUGGGACAGGGGACAGGUUGGCCUCCCACGACACCCCUCAACAUGCCACAACUCAAGGAGAGCAGGGCCAGGGUCACGUGGCUAGGAAGAGUCUGCAGGUGGAUGUGGGUAGCAGCAGGACUGGGAGGUCCCCUUCUGUGUCCCCGGACCGAGGCAGUGUCCCCACCUCCCCUUAUUCUGUGCCACAAAUUGCACCCAUGCCCAGCAGCAAACUGUGCCCCGUCUGCAAAACCACCGACCUGAUGGGCACUGGGGAUGACAAGCCGAACUUCAACACCUGCACUCAGUGCCGCUGCAUGGUGUGCAACCAGUGUGGCUUCAACCCCAACCCUCACCUCACUGAGGUCCAAGAGUGGUUAUGUCUGAACUGUCAGAUGCAGAGAGCAUUGGGGAUGGACAUGACCACACCACGCUCCAAGAGUCAGCAACAGAUACAUUCUCCUUCUCAUGCAGCCAAACCAGAACUUAAAGCUGAUCCUUCCACUCAGCCUGCACCCCAGACGCAGACCCCUCCUCAGACGCAGCCUCCGGCGCACGCCCAUCCAGUGCCAGGCCCAGCCAAACAGACUGGUCCAGCUGGCCCAGGUCAGCAACAAGCAAAGCUCCCUCCAGGGGCAGUCCCUCUGCCCGGCAUGGCCAAGGCCCCAUCCCAGCCUGAUUUGUCCCGCAGCUCUCCUGCUCACCAACCUUACCAGACCCGCCAGGACCAGACUCGCAGUGCAGGGAGCUCCCCUUCACGACAGCCCCCACCUCCAGAGCAGACUUUUGGAAAAUUGUUUGGCUUUGGUGCUUCUCUUCUUAACCAAGCCAGUACUCUCAUAACUGAGACAACUCAACCCCAACAACAGCCCCCAAAACCGACCCCCAAACCAGGAGGACCUCCUGGUCCAGGGCCUGGGGCAGGUAAACCCUCAGGACCUGCACAACAAGGGCCUCGAGCCCCUGUUCAGCAGCAACAACAGCACGCUCCCCCAGAAUCCUCUAAACCCAAAGUUUGUUGUCCUCUCUGCAAGACAAAUCUUAACAUUGGCAACACAGCAGAACAACCCAACUACAACACCUGCACACAGUGCCACCAGCAAGUGUGCAACAUGUGUGGAUUCAAUCCCACUCCACACUUAGUCGAGAAGAAAGAAUGGCUGUGCUUGAACUGCCAGACGCAGAGAGCCCUGUCAGGAAGCUUGGGAGAUAUUCCAGACCCUGUUGCACAGCCCAUGGGAUCCCCCAGGCCACCUGCUACAGCCAAUCAACAAGCACCUCAGCAGAAAGGGCCCAGUCAGCUUUCAGGUCCUAGACCCACAGGUCCUCAACAGCAACAGAAGGCAACGGGUCCUCAAGUAAGUGGCCCUGAUUCUCCUGUGAAACAGGCUGGAAGUGCCCCUCAUACCAAGGGGCCCAGCCAAACUUCCCCUCAAACUAAGGGUUCUCCCCAACCUAAGGGUUCAACUCAGCCACCUUCCCAAACAAAGGGUCCAACUCAACCCUCAGCUCAGAGUAAGGGACCUCAAAUUAAAGGUCCUAAUCAAUCACAUGCUCAAAGUAAGGGCCCUGUGCAGUCUGCUAACCAGGUUAAGGGCCAGAGCCAGGCCAAAGGGCCAAUUCAGGCUAAGGGGUCUGUUCAGCCUUCUGCUCAGACUAAAGUCCCUUCUCAUCCUUCUGGUGUCAAGGCAUCAUCCACCCCUGGUAAAACCGCACCCAACCAUGCCAAGGCCAUUCCCACCCAGUCAAAAACAGCACCUACUCAGUCUAAACCCACAGGUAACAACCAGACCCGCAAACAGCCGCAGGGCCAGGAGAAGACUAAAGUCGCAUCUAAAUCUCUAAAAGAAGACAUCAAGGCCUCACCAAAGAAAGCCUUGUCAGAGACUAUCACUUCACCAAAAGACAUGAAGAUAACUGAAGAUGCACAGAAGCCAAGACACCAAGAAGAUUACAACAAAUCAAGUACACAGAGUUUAAGUGACACUGGAUACUCUUCAGAUGGGAUCUCCAGCUCACAUGGGGAGAUUACAGGCCAGAUCCGGGAAGAAGGAAUCAAGCUCAGUGAAAGAGGGGCUUCUAUCCCCUCAGAAAUCACCAAGCUGGAGAGUUCCAUGAAACCUCUACUAGAAGCAAAGACUGCUUCAGACCAGAAGCUCAGGCCGCAUUCACUGUCUGUAGGACAGGACCAGGACUACAGUCCUGAUGACGAUGCAGCAAGGGAUGAAUCAGAGGAUGACCUCAGUUGUAAGCUUCGCCAUGACUAUGUAGAAGACAGCAGUGAAAGUGGUCUCUCACCAUUGCCAAUAAGGCAGAAGAAGUCACAUAAAGAUUUAACAGAUGAGGAAUUUAUGAGGAAGCAAAUUAUGGAGAUGAGUGCUGAUGAAGAGGAGUUAGAAGAUCAUGGCAACCAGAAAACUAAAAGGGGACAUAAAACCACUGGGGAUUUGAGCAAAGAAAGACGGAGACUUUCUCACCAUUCUAAUAGUUUUGAGGAUGACAUCAAAACAUCGGAGGGUGCUUUUAAGUCAAAUGAAGAGGAAGAUGUUGUAAUUGCUGGAGGCCUACGCCGUUUUAAGACUAUUGAGCUGAAUAACACCAACAGCUACAACCGAGACAUGGAGCUCAGCACUGACCAUGACCUACGAGAGCCUGAGCUAGAGAUGGAGAGUCUAACUGGUUCCCCUGAGGAGCGGUCCAAAGGAGAAUAUUCAUCCACCCUGCCUGCCACCACUCCCAGCUAUACCUCAGGAACAUCCCCUACAUCUGUGUCAUCCAUGGAGGAUGACAGUGACAGCAGCCCUAGUCGUAGGGCAAGACUAGAAGAGGCAAAGCAGCAGAGGAAAGCCCGACAUCGGUCCCAUGGGCCACUGCUGCCCACUAUUGAGGACUCAUCUGAGGAGGAUGAGCUCAGAGAGGAGGAAGAACUACUUAGAGAACAGGAGCAGAUGAGAGAUCUAGAGCAACAGAGGAUUCGAAGUACUGCUCGAAAAACAAAGAGGGACAAAGAGGAGCUACGGGCACAGAGACGCAGGGAAAGAUCGAAAACCCCCCCGAGUAAUCUCUCCCCUAUUGAGGAUGCAUCACCAACAGAAGAGCUGAGGCAAGCUGCAGAGAUGGAGGAGCUUCACAGAUCAUCAUGCUCUGAAUACUCACCAUCUAUGGAUUCAGAGGCAGAAGGCUUUGAGAUGAUUGGUGGAAAACUUUACAAAUCAGGAAAUGAAUAUAAUCUUCCAACCUUCACAUCCCUUUAUUCCCCCACAGAAAAGACAUCAGCAAUGUCACCAUCUGACAGAACACUAAAAAGUGCAGAGGAGGUCUACGAGGAGAUGAUGAAGAAGGCGCAGCUCAUGCAGAGGCAAGGACAAACAGUUAAUCAGCAUAAAGAUGCCUCUCAGUCUGACAGCAAACAUCAUCUUGAAGCAGGAACUGCCCUGACGCCUGGCUCAAGCCCAACACAGGUUACUGCACCUAUGUCCUUCUCCACCACAGGGAGUGAUCCAAGAAUUCCAGGAAUUCAUGCAGCACAGCAUCUAUCAAAAGAAACACAAAAUAGGAUGAUGACACAGAGUGCCAAAAUUGAAGGAGUUGUUGGAGUUGCCACAACCAAAGCCCAAGUCAGUCAGACUGCCACAACUCGACAUUCAGGUAGUACAGUGCCUGCCAGCAACCGAACAGGCUCCCAGAGGCCAACACAGCCAUCACCUGACCCUGGAGCAUCCUCCCUAACCUCCAAAGUAUUCUCCCUUUUCAAAGGUCCCAGCCCUCCAGUCUCUCCCACUGCUUCUCCAGCGCAAAGUCCAACACAUACACCAUCUGCAAGGCAAACAAGUGGCAGUGGUAGGCAGCUGCCAUCUUUGCCUGGUGGUCCUACAUCAGCUGCUGCAUCCCAAGGAGCUCAGGCACCUCAAAGGACAAUUUCCCCACGACUUGCACGACAACAGUCCUCUCAAGAAUCACCAGUGAUGGUGAUAACACUAAGCUCUGAUACAACAAGUCCAGCCAGGCCGCUUACUGUAAAUUCUUCCACUUCCCCUUUGUCAUCACCAACACAGGCCAGUUGUAAAACCUUAUAUAGCUCCCAGCCCCCUUCAACAAGUUCCCCAACUUCACCAAAAAUGCUUCCAUCACAGCAGUCUCCUAAACAUUCUUCACAGUUGACUCAAAAUGUUGACAAAAUAAAUGUUGGUAUUAGCACCGUGACCACAACGGCACAUAGUCGUGGCUCUAUGGAAAAUGUAUGUAAAACCUCAAAUAUUUCAGGCUCUUCAGUGGUUGUGGGUCAGGGCCAAACACAUUCAAGCACUAACGUGGUGGAUCUGAGAGCCCCAAUGAGGCCAGCUCCAAUUAUAAUGACAGACCAAGGGAUGGACCUAACAUCCCUUGCCUCUGACACCAGAAGAUACUCUUUAGGAGCAGAGCAGCCAACUGGUCGACACACAGCAGUCCAACCUCUUAUUAUGAACCUAAAUGCACAAGAGCAACCUCACAUAUCUUUAUCAACACCAACCACAGUUAGCAUCACAGUUGCAGGUUCUAUGUUCAUGACCCAACCCAAACAACCAGUUGUGUAUGGUGAUCCUUUGCAAAACCGUGUGGAUUUGGGACAGGGUGUUGGAUCAGCUGUGUGUUUAACCCAGAGUAAGCCAAUAGUUACUGAUCCAUCUAUUCCUAAAAUUGAUGCCUGUCUGGAGAACCUGGGUAUACAACAGCAACAACUGCAGUUACAGCAACAGAAGCUCUUGCAGCAGCAACAGCUUCUUGAGCAGCAGCUCCAGCAACACCAACAGCAAUCCUCUUUUGCCCGUUACAAUUUAGCUAAUCAGGUCCAACCCCUUUUGAUGAAAAAAGACCUUGUAGUGAGCCAGACAACCAGUGUCCCUGCUGCAGUGACUGUUAGUGCUAUUCCUAGAGUAUCUCCACUGGUUCCACCGUCAGUGUCUGGAGCUCCUGUUUCUACUACUCCCCAUGAAAUCUAUGGUGGAAUUGCCUUAGAGCUAAAGAACAAGCCAACAGUAAUGAACUUGUCCACGGGUAAGCCACAUGUUAUGAUGGUGCAGCUUGAUGAGACUAGCACAUCACAGGGAGGCACAGUGACUCAACUUAUAAAGCAAGAGGAACCACCUCCUCCUCCACCUCCUCCUCAGGUAUUGGAUCUCACUGGACAGAUCAAACCAGAAAACCAGGUGGCUUGCUGUGAUGUUGUUUACAAACUGCCCUUUGCUGGUUCAUGUUCAGGAUCAUUCACUCAAAAACCAACAACAGUAUCUCCAGAUAAAAAUCCCACCACUGAAACCUCUCAAACAGCCCACCCUCCCCAUCCACCACACUACAGUGUCAGUCAAAAACAACAGCCUCAAGCUACACAAGGAGUGACAGAGGAGCAUAAACCAUGUCAACCACCAAUAGUCCCCUCAGGAAGAAUACAGCCCUCCAUGUCCGAUACUAAUCUGCCUUCUGUGACUGAUGCUGGUCACUAUCAGAGUAAUGUCCAUGGGGGUCUGGCAGUAGAUCUUAGCAGCAUGAAUCAGGGUUAUGAAGGUGGAUACCUUGGGAUGGGCGCACAAUAUGGAUCUUACACAGACUUGCGUCACCAAGGAGACAUUGCAGGCCCUUCAUUGCCUCUUCGUCGAUAUGGCUCCAUGUCAAAUAUCAAUUCUGACUACUCAUAUGGUUCACGUGACCUAUCAGGGUCACAGGACUCCAAUCUAGCUCAGUACAGUGCAACCACUGCCAGGGAGAUCAAUCGCAUGUGUGCAGCUCUUAACUCAGUGGACCAGUUUGGCAGCCGAUAUGGAAAUAACCCUGAGCUGAUAUCAUAUGGGGCUGGAAGGGGUGGACCUUUAGCUAGGCUAAAUCUCCAGCAAAGCUUAGCAUCAAUAAGAGCAAACCUACUGUAUGGCCCAGAUGGAAGACCAACCGCAAAUGGCCAAACCCUAACAAACCUAAUAAAUGCUAGACAGGCCAGUAUACGCGCCUUGUAUCCCGCUGCUAUGAGAGGAGGUGAUGGCAUGAUAUAUUCCACCAUAAACACUCCCAUAGCCUCUACUUUGCCAAUUACCACACAGCCUGCAUCUGUCCUGCGUCCCAUGCCAAGAGGAAUUUACAGACCAUACCCCACAGGUGUAACUGCGGUACCACUGGCUAGCCUAACCAGGUUGCCUCAAGUGACUCCCAGAAUGCCUCUGUCCACACAGGGUCCAUAUUCCUACCCUGCUCCAAACCAGUACCCUACUUCAGCCACGCCAUCAGGAGGCAUGCCUGAUGCAAACAGCUUACACCAGGAAACUCCUGUGUACCUUGGAAAGCCUUUAACAACAGUUGCUGCAACCAUUCCUCAAACCCAAACUGCAGCACACUUAGGAGCUCAAAAUGUACCAGCAACUGGUAUGCAAAGCACAGCAGAUCAACAGACAGACCACACUCAACUUACCUCACAGAGUGUUACAUCCCUCCCUCAAGCCCAAGGUCAGCCUCCAAAUGUCCAGCCAGCACAGGCUCAAAUGCAGCCACAGCAGUUACCUACUCAAACUGAACCUUUAUCUUUGACUCAAACCCAACCGCAAGGUCAAUCCAUGAGUCAACCUCAACCAUUAGUGCGACCACAGGGCCAGCCACAAGUGACACCUGUAGCUCCAAGCUCUAAACUUUCUCCUCCUAUGGAUGCUCAAAAAGGUAAGGAAGAUGAGAGACUGAGUCAGCAACAAGAGCACAUGCUGCAGCUAGAGCGAGAGCGUGUUGAACUGGAGAAAUUACGGCAGCUGCGUCUACAGGAGGAGCUUGAGAGAGAUCGUAUGGAGCUUCAGCGACACAGAGAGAAAGAACAACUCCUUGUUCAACGCGAAAUUCAAGAGCUGCAUACCAUCAAACAGCAAGUACUACAGCAACAGCAAGCAGAGCGGGAGACACAGCUCAUUAUGCAAAGAGAGCAGCUGGCCCAGCAGAGAAUGCAGCUUGAACAAAUUCAGUCUCUGCAGCAGCAACUCCAGCAGCAGUUGGAGGAGCAAAAAAGACAAAAGACAGCAGCAGUGGAGGCAGCUGCUGCUGCUGCAGCGGCAGAGGCAGCCGCCGCAUCAGCAGCUGCUGCUGCAGCAGCAACAUCUGCCCAGGGUGCAAUACAAGGGGUAGUCGUUGGAGGAGGACCCCCUCAAGGGUUCAUUAUUUGUGACCAGAGUGGUAGAGUUAUUCAACAAGAUGGACAGAGUGUUCAGUUUUGGCAGGAUGGGCAAGUGGUCCAAGCUGUGGUGGCUGCUCGACCUAUUCAGAGUUCGGCCUCUGAGAUGUCUUUGAGAAGCAGUGACAAACAGGCUGAUUCCAAGAUUAUGAAAAAGCAGAAUUCAAUGCCUCGGCUGAGGGAUGGCUCAGAGGAGGACUCUGUGAAGAGGAUUACAGACAGCUGUGUGCAAACAGACGAUGAAGAUGGAGAGGACAGAUUCAUGAGCAGGCGUAGGAGAACAAGGCGUAUUGCAGACUGCAGUGUGCAGACUGAUGAGGAGGACCAGGGAGAAUGGGACCAGCAGCCAGUGAGGCGCAGGCGAUCACGUGUAUCCAAGCACUCUGAAUCCAGUGCUGAGACUAAAUCAGAAGGGUCAUCUAAAGUGGCCUCUGCGAGUAUAGCUGUUCAGACCACAAAUGAUUCGUCAUGCCAAACAGAGUCUGACCAACUAGGCAGGAUUUCCCCUGCAAUCCACAUUACCAUGGCGGAGACCUCAAAGGUUGACUUAUUACAUUACAUAGCAGCCCCUGAAAGGACCCACAAAGGAGAGAGUCUGGCCUGCCAGACAGAGCCAGAGGCUCAGUCUCAGGGUGUGGUCGCCCCUCAGCUCAGCGUCCCUACAACUAUCAGUCCGUACUCCACAAGUCUGCAUAUAGUAGGCGCCAACACAUCUGACCCAACCUCUCCUAGACUCCAAGGAGUUGCUAAAUUUGAGAGAAGGAAACCAGAUCCCCUGGAAAUUGGCUAUCAACAGCAAAAUGAAUCUCCUUCUCGGCAGCCCCCCAAAUCUCCCCAGGUGCUAUACUCCCCUGUGUCUCCGUUGUCUCCUCAUCGCAUGCUGGAGACAACAUUUGCAUCCCAGGAGAAACUCAACAAAGCCCAUGUUACACCCCAGCAGAAGGCCUUUACUGCUGAAUCACCCCAACGCCACCAGACCCUACCAAGACCCAUAAAAAGUGUGCAGCGCUCCAUGUCGGAUCCCAAGCCUCUCAGCCCCACUUCGGAGGACCCUGCCAAGAACAGGUUCUCACCUUAUCAUCAGCAAGCUGUGUCUAACACUCAGAUGGCCUCCCUGCAGCAGCAGCAGAACUCUCUGAUGAGGAAAGUAAAGAGGACUCUCCCCAGCCCCCCUCCAGAGGAGACUCCGCUCCCCAUUGUUACUCCAGCACAAAUGUACAGCUCUCCUGGCAUGCCGCAGAGGGUCCUCCCCAGACCUGCCCAGGGAGUCACCAAGGCUGGCCUGCUUAGUGAACUGAAAGCUGUGGAGCAAGAAUCAUCAAAGCUCCGUAAGCAGCAGGCCGAACUGGAAGAAGAAGAGAAAGAGAUUGAUGCCAAGCUACGUUACUUGGAGCUGGGCAUCACCCAGCGUAAGGAGACCAUGGUGAAGGAGAGGGAAAGGAGGGAGCUGGCUUACUUGAGAUGCAUGGGCGAUGCUCGGGACUACAUGUCAGAUAGUGAGCUCAAUAACCUCAGGAUGGCAGCUGCGACAGGAACCUUUGAUGCUAAUGGUCUGCUGACAAGGCCCAACACUGCACCACUGAGUCAAUUUACCAAUGACCUUAAUGCAACCUCCCAGUAUCCCUCAACCUCAUCCUAUAUGUCUUAUCCAUACCCCCAAAGUCAACCAUCAACACAGCAGCCGGGCCCUCCUUACCAACAGAUAGGUUUCCAACCUCCUCAGUACCCUUCAUCCUCUGCACCUCAGCCAGGAACAUUCCAACCCCAUCCACCACCAGGCCCUGGCUACCAGAAUCAGGGAACCUAUUCUUCCCGCAUGUAUGCUCAGUCCUCCUAUCAGACAGACAUUGGCAUGCAGCAGCAUAGUCACCAGGGUUUCCAUCCACCUAGUCAGCCUAUGCCAGGCCAGAGCCUUCCUUAUCCUAGCCACAGCUCCUACCAACCUAGUCUCUCCUACCAGCCCCAGGCAGAGAUCCUUACAGUCCAUCAAAGACCGCGGCAAACAUCCUUGGCUGACCUUGAGCAAAAACUCCCAACCAACUAUGAGGUCAUCAGCAACCCAGCAGUGUCAGUGGCCACAUCAGCUCCAGAUACCAACUUUGGCUCAGUCUACAGCAAUGCGUAUGGACAAUAUCGUCCCCCUGAGCCUGGUCUGACUCACGCUGUCGAGAGCCCCACAUCUGCUUAUGCUUCUGAUGGACUCUACACAUCUAACCUGGAGCAGAAUAUUCCACGGAAUUAUGUCAUGAUUGACGACAUCAGUGAGCUGACCAAAGACAGCACUAGCCAAUCCACUGAUGCUCUUGGCCAUCCUACAGGAGGACGGUAUCGCAGUGAGAAUGGCCCUGCACGUGGGAGUGCCUACGGUAGGCCUGAUGAUGAGUCUUUGGAUGCUUACAGCAGACCGUCAGGCACAACAGGUUACCAGAGUACAGUGGACAGUCGCAGUAGCACCACAGUGAGUGGUGGCUCUUCCUAUUACUAUGACGAUUACAAACACUCAUCACGAAGCAACUCCAGUAGCCACAAACUCACACCCAAGAAUCUUGCCCCUGCAGUCGUCUCCUCUAAACGUAGUAAGCACAGGAAGCAAGGAAUGGAGCAGAAGAUUUCUAAAUUCUCCCCUAUAGAGGAAGCGCGGGACGUGGAGUCUGAUCUUGCCUCUUACACAAUGACCACAUCAACAGGAGGUAGUUGUACAGUUGUGUCCCGAUCCAAGAAACAUCAGGAUGAUGUCACCUAUGGGAUGAAGAAAAAUGCAUAUGACCAGCAGAAAUAUUAUGGCAGCAGUCGUGAAGGUCUUGAGGAGGAGGACCGUAUGUACAGUUCUGGUAGGUCCAGGUCUACUGGAUAUGGUAUGGACAAAAUUUCAUCCAGAGACGCAACAGGCCACAGGAGUAAAUCCUACGAGAGGGAUGCAGUGGAGCGAUCUCAGAGAAGCAGCCGUAGUGGAAGGCCUCCCAUUCGCAACCAGAAUUCAGAGGAGGAGAGCCCACUCAGUCCUGUAGGGAAGCCAGUAGGCAUAGGAAGAGGCUCUGGCAUAUCAGACGCCCAUGAUGUGAGGAACCAGUAUGGCUCCAGCCAUUCUUUGCCAGAUGUACAGGACCAUCACAAGAAGGACCUACCCAGGAGUCAUGUCUAUAAGCCUGAUGACCCUUACCUCGUAGAUGACAUGCACUGUGCUGUUUCUGACAGUGAAGCCUAUCACUUGGGCCAAGAGGAGACUGAUUGGUUUGAGAAACCACGGGAGGCCCGAUCCGAUCGCUCAAGGCAUCAUGGAAGUGGAGGUCACUCGUCAACAGGUAGGCGUAGUAAACACACCUACCAUGAUUAUGACGAACCUCCAGAGGAAUACUGUCCCCAGGAUGAAUACAGCCAACAACGGCACCCCUCCUCCACAUCAUCACGGGACCACCGUCACCAUGGCAGCGCUUCUGGCAGGCACAGCUCUUCUCGCCACUCCUCAGAGGAUCCUAGGUCUUCUCGUUCUUCCAGGUCACACCCCAAAGACACAUCUUCCCGCUCUGACAGCAGAAGCUGCUCGUCUACACAAAGAAGGAGUGGUCCAGACCCCCGUUCUGCCCAGGCAAGUCCCCGGAACUCUGGCGACUUCUCUCGAGACUCAGCCUCUGGUCAUCACCACGGCACUGGAGGGCGGAGCCAGAGACCCCAAGGAGACCGCACAGCCUCCAGAAGGCAGGACCCCUCUGCAGCAGGGCCUAAACUGCAGCAACAGCAGCCCCCUCAGAGCCAUGCUGGGCAGCAGCGUUCAGGUGGUCAGGGCCAGUCUGGAAGACAUCCAGGCUCUGAAACACUUGAUGGUACCCAGCAGGCCCAGCAGCAGCACCAUCAGGGUGUGCAGCAACAACAGCAGCAGCAACCACUACAGCACAGCCAGACCCCUCAGAGUAGCCAGCCUAUAACAACAACUGCAGGAGCUGGACCAGCCCAGCAGCAGCCCAAAUCUGGACAAGCCCCACCACAGGGACGUCAGCCAGGAGUAGGGUCUGCAGCAGGGCAGCCAGCCACCGCAGCUGCAAAAAUGGAUGCUACACCUGCAACAGCAGCAGUGGGAAUGAAACCUACUACAGGAGUCCCAACAGCACCUCCACCUACCAAAAUAGCUACACCACCUCUAACAGGCAUCGGUUCCAAAGCUGCCCCUGUUGGGAUUGGAAGCAAACCUGGAGGAAUAGGCAGCGCUGCAGCAGGACAGGCACCCGCUGAGGGGGAAAAUGUACUCACCAAAAUCUUACAAGGAGGGGCAGCAGAGCAGGCGGGAAAACUGGGAGAUGCUUUGUCUGGCCUUGGAAAGAAGUUCACUUCAUUUUGGUGAACUAGAGAGAGGAGGGGAAUGCAGAGUUGAAAUGAGAUGGAUUGGUAGCUUUAUACUUGAAAAACCUAUGAAACAGCAUUAAAUAUAUUUCACAACACAGUGGAAAUAGAAGGAGUGAGAUCCUGAGUGCAUCAAGCUGGAAUCAAAAGAUGCCUUGUCAGCACUGAAUUCCCCAGACAUGGGCACACGAUUGAAGUGAGUUAAAUAAGGGUGAAUGAUUUGUCAGCAUGGUGUUACAAGACGUGAGUAGAGGACUGAGGAGGCCUUAUAGUAACUGAGUACCCUGACAGGACUACAGACUCAGAUUGACGAUUGUGAAGACGUAUGAUGCCUCAUUGGACCAACGGAGGACAAUAACGGUCAAUAAUGAGGAUGCAGUGAAGCAGAGGAGAAAGGGGGAAGGGAGACUCGAGUCCUGCUUCCCCUCCUCUCCUAGAAAAAAGCCUCCUGGGAUCUGUGUGACAGCCAAAGGCCUGCUAACUGAGGCACCUGGAUAUCAUGGGAGAAAUUCAGCAUGUGCAGUCGUGCAUGUUUCUUCUUUCUAACAGCUCGAUAAAGAAGGCCUCACAGCGCCCUCUACAGGGAUUUUAAUGGAUCUCCACUCAUGUGUGAGGACUGCACAUCUGGCAAGCAUAUUUGAUUCUACACUGAUGUCUUCAGAGUCUUUUCAUGCAAAAUGAAAAAAAUAGAAAAAAGAAAGAAGAAGACAGAUUUUCAUAGGUUUUCCUGGUACCAAAGAUACCGAUGAUCUCGUCCCACAGUAACACCGCAACAACCUGGAGCAGACGAGGUGUAUCACGGCAAUGACAAACCAAUCUGAUGACUCCACAACAAUCUCUGAAUGCUUGGUUUCUCUGAUCUCUCCAGUACAUUCCAAUUAAGGGAAUCUGACCCUUUCUUUGAAUGUGUUUUUAUUUCUCCUCGUUUUGGUUCAGUGUCUACAGAAUGCAUUGUGUAAACGUAGACAUGUGAAUGCACGCACAAAUAGUCGAAAAAACGAAAAAACAAGCCCACGUCAGUACUUUUUCACCACCUCUGAGAUGCCACUAGUCAUUAGCUGUAGGUUUUUAGAGAAUGGAUUCACUACCAGUGUGCCCACAAGUGUGAAACUCACACAAAUGAGAGGACCAAACGAAAGAGUGGCCACGGCUCUUUAUUAGCCAUCGCAAAGCCAUUGUUUUAGUCAGCCCGAGGACUGACUGUAAAAAGGGUGAAGUCAGUUCUUUAUCCUUUUUAUUGAUUUGUCUCAUCUUUUAGUUUCUUCUCAUUUUUGCCUGAUAUUCACUGAAUGGAAGAGCCUUAUUCAGUACAUGUUUUUACUUGUAUACCUCACAUGUUUUAAAACAUCCAUGUCGUCAUGCAUUUCUUUUUACACAACUGUAUAGUAUUGUAUGUACAUAAAACAAAUCAGAGAUCUAAUUAUGUAAACUUGUCAUUUGUGUAUUUAUGGAAUCACUUUUCAGUGACUUUCUUUUUUUGUUGUUUUGUGUUUUUCUUUGGUAAAACUAUAUUUUUCACUUUUUAUUUUUGGAAUCUCUUUUCUUGCAUCAAAUAAUUUGCUUGUUGAUUUUUAAAAGCAAUAGCAUGCAGAAAAUGGUAUAUAGCACAAUCGUAUAAAUGUUGUUUAAAUUAGUGACAGGAAAUAUCAAGCGCAUCUGUCGGUAAAUAGCCGUAAUACAAUUUGUCAGAGGGUUUACAACCACAGUACCAUGUCCAGGUGUGCAUGUUACGUGCAAAUACACAGGAGCAUGCAGACAGGUACGAACACAUUCACACAGACACUCCUUCUAUCACUCUCUCUCAGCAACAUAGACACACACACACACACACACACACACACAGUUUACACACUUGGCAUCAUAGUGACACGUCAGAGCCAAGGUUAAUUGUGUUUUCCACCAAACAGACCUGUUAACCUCCUGCUGAUUAAUGAGGUUACCGAUUCACCUACAAGAUGAUCUCACUAACAAGCUGGGCCCACUGCCUCUAUUUGUGCAAAGACACACACACACACACACACACAGGAACACACAUACACACACCCGUACAUGCAUACAGAUAUAGGAGAAGAUGAAAGCAAUUAUCAAUUCAAAUGUUCUAUGCAAUGACUCAUUUUGAACCUGGAAGUGAUUCAGCUUAAAACAGUUUAUUAUCAUAACUAUUCACAAGAAAACAAGAAAAUUAUGAACUAAAACACUAAAAAAAAAAAAAAGUCAUGAAAAUGUUUUUACUUAGCAACUUGUCUGUAUGAAUUUGAAUAUUGAACUAGAAUUGUUUUUAUUUUCGUGGCAUGUUUUGACCCCUCACUCCCCACAUGGGGGACUUGUUGCCAAAGGGUAAACUGUGUAGACUGUCAGUUUUGAAUGUCCACCAUCAUCUUGCUUUGAAGCAUGGGUUUGCUUGGCUUUGUCUGGCUGUUUGUAUGCCCUCAUUCAGUUUUUGUGCGUUUUGGCUGACCUGGGCUCCUCAGUGUUUGGCUUGCAGUGACUGUCCGUGCUGCUAUAAACCUGUGAUACAGAUGGUCAGCAACUCUCAUACUUGUCAAUGUACAUAUUGGGUGUCAGUAUAACCUGUGGGGUGAAUGGAAUGCUUCUAUCGGAUAUAUCAUCGUUGAUUAAACCACUCAGCAGCCAAGCCGUUGGAAAGGUGCAUGAUUAGAACUUAGAUUCUUGGAAGUUAUACCUGAAUUAAGAAAAAAAAGGUAAGGCAUGAUUUCACCAAGGUUUGCCAAAAGAACCUUGAUUUUCACAGGCCAACGUAAAGAGUAUUGAUGAAUAAAAUGUUCAGCCAGUCAUUCACAAAUCAGGGCAUGUCAUUUUGAAAGCACAAGCCUGACUGGUAGCAAUUGCUGCUCAAUGAAGUGCAGAAAUGUGGAGGUUGCGUAACGGUGCCUCCAACUGAGCAGUGUAAGAUCCGUAUCAAAACAGUAGAUGGAGACGCCAUCUGGUCAAUAUGAGGUGCAUGAGACAAAAACCUUCAGUGCAGCCGUCCGACUGACAGAAAGGCAGACACACAUUCUUACUGUAAAUACAAAGUCAUUCUUCUGUACAGCUUUUGAGUUUUGAGUACGGCUGUCAUGUGCAUCCCCAUGCCGUAUUUGCUGCCAACUUUUGUGUAUAAAAAGAAUAUUUAUUACCACAAUAAGGAUGAUGAUGAUGAAGCUAAUGAUGAUGAUUAUUCUAAUUAUUGCAUAAGCAUAGUGUAUGUGGCUGACUUGUAUUGACUGUUUACAACAGUGGAACAAAAGUUGUAUUCAGAAACAUAUCCAGUUUGUGUAUAGUUUCUAUACAUAUUGUGCUUGUAAAACAAGAAGAAAAAACCUCCACAGCAGUUGCAGAGUUGAACGCCUUUUUGUCCGACUAUGAGGAGGUCUUCAAGUUGAUGGAUGUGAUCUGCAAGGUGAUGGGAAGUAAAGGGAAGCAGCAGAAAAAAAAUAAAGCAAAAAAUCUGGAAACUGUCAUUCACUGUUGUAAGUGCAAUGGGCAAAACGUCAGUCGUGUAUCCAUUGUGAAACCUUGUGUUCUAUUCAGUGUAUUCCUGUAAACAGAUAGAGUAAAUUUUGGUGCAUCAUGUCAAGUAAUGUGAAAAUAUUGACCCUGCAAUUUCCAAAAGGAGAGAAGAAUAAAAAGAAAAGGAAUACAUUGUGGUUAUUGUCUUCAGUC